AAAUCAUCGAAGUGAAUGAUGCAGUGGAUUAUUGUCUCAAAGCUUAUAAGCAAGAGUCUAAAAGAGAAUUGGAUGAAAACGAUAACGUUUCACUAUCCAAAGAGAUGAAACCCAAUAAGAAAGCUGCCAAAAUACCACACAAAAAAAUUACUGAAGGUUCAUCAGAAACUCGAAACAAACAAGUCCAAACUCCGUUGAAGUUUCCCUGCGAAGAAAUCAUCUACACCCAUCAAGCUCAAUUAGGCAAAACAACUCAAGAACUUUUAGACCAAGGCGAGCCUAUAGGCGAUUUCCUUUUAGCCGACAUAUUUAUCGAAUACCUGAAAUCGAUUCCUGAUCUUAAAGGUUGGGCUCUAGUUAAUUAUCCUACGAACUUUGAACAAGCGGUAAUGAUUGAAGAAGCCUUAACUGGAGUGAAACUUAUGGACUCAAUAACCAGAAAAACUCUAGAAAUGGACGUCGAUAAAGAGGUUUGCAGUUUGUACGGUGAUUUUGACGAAAAAAGAUGCUCAAAGUUAUUCAGUAAUCCCAUUAUAGCGAAACCGGUUCAGGUUUACGAUACGGCACUAACUGCUUUUAUUAGAUUGAAACAAAUAACCAAGGAAGAUUUUGAGUUGUAUGACGACAUAGAUUCGUUAGAUACAUUCUAUUUUGACGUGGGAGCCAAUUAUCCAAUCUACUACAAAGAAUUGGAUUUAAACACCAUAAGACAAUUGGCCAAAUUCAUCAUCGGUGAUUCACCUUUGAAGAGUUGCUCGGAAUUAUUUGGAACUGCUACAGUUGGAGUAAAACCGACUAAGAAUGCUGACAAAUUGAAAAAGGCACAACCAAAACAAGAGAUGACUGAUAAAACUGCUAGUCAUGCAAAAGAUCGAAAAAGCAAAAUGAAAAAUUUUGCUGAUAAAUUUGUCCAAGUUUCGAGCGAAGACGAGGAAGAAUGUGAGUUGAGUACGGUGACUUUGAUUGUUCCAGAACCUGGACAAUCGGGAUGGGAGUAUUGUCGAUCUGGUUGUCCCGACGAAUUAUUGAAUUCUCUGGCAACUGUUUGGGAAACAUUUGAGGACACCUACACGAGCGACUUGCAACAAGUUCUGUACCUGAUGAGGUUGAAUUUGAAUUCGGUAGAGCCCUUCGUGCAGUAUGUAAAAGAUUGCAUGGAGCAAAUUGUCGACAGAUCCGUAGAACAAGAGACGAUUUUGUGGAAAUUUUGCUCUGCUUUCAACGCGUUCGACAAGGAGUCUAGAAAAGAUGAGGAAUUUAAAGGGGAAAUGUAUUGCAGGAUUGAAAAUUUCAUAGAAAAACUAUCAGAAGUGAGCGAUUUGAAAAUGAUGGAAUCGGAAGACAUGCGACGAGGCCUUAUUAGUGAAAAUUGGGCGUCUGGUCAAGUCAAGGAAAUACUCAAUAACUACGUCACUAUUUUACAAAUCGAACUGCUACGAUUUAUUGAAAGCAUUCGUUUGAUUAACGAUUAUUACACUGGAAUUUUGAGCGGAUUGGUUACGGACCAGAACAUGUACAAAGAGGAGAUUAUUCCAAAAUUCAAUGAAAUUGGUGUUGAUUACAUAAAUAAAAUAUUCCAAUAUACCUCUGCAACCAUCGAAAUUGUCCAUUUUGAAAACCUAUUACUAAAAGUACUAGAAAUAAUACAAAAUUCAAUCAAACUAAUGAACGAUAAUGUAACAACUUGUAUCGAAGCAACUAAAAUUGGCAAACGAAAUUCAAAAUUGAUCAAAAACAUUACAAAAUCCCGAGAAUCAAUAACGAAAGCAGAAUCCGAAAAACUCAUUAAAGAAUGGCAAAAGGCUGCAAACGGUGAAACACUCAGAAUACAUUUACAAAUAGAGCUUGUUAAAAGUAGGGCUCUUGAAACCAUAGAGGCAUUUUUGAAACCAAUUCAAAAAAUGUAUCAUGACAUUUCCAACGAGAUACGUACAAAAUACUGCAAUGAAAUGGAAAAUAUCACUCAAAUUUACCAUAUUUUCAAUGCAACAGUUGCAAAAGAAAUACCUCUACAAAAAGAAUUUAAUUUUGAAACAGACUUAAGAUUAUAUGACGAAAUAAUAUCAGAAUUGCCUCAAGAAAUUGUUGGUUUCACUGUGGAACAAUUAUCAAAGUUAUCAGACAUAUUAUUGGAUUUAAGUCCAAGUGGUUACAUUAAAAAAACAAAUUUUCUAUUUAUAUUACAGGAUGCAAUAAUUGAAAAUGCAAAUAUUUGGAACAAAUUGAAAAUAUCACAACUAAAAAAGGUUGUGGAUGCCUUAUUUGAUGAUUUGCCUUAUGUUUAUUGGAAAGAUUUCAUUGUUAAUAAUUUGAAAAUACAUUUUCCUUCAGAAAGAGAAUUGUUACUUACAAGAAGUGCUUUAGUAAAAAGUGAUCCAAAUUUAACAGAAUUAAUUCAAGGAUGUCAAUUUUUUUCAACAAAUCUAUGGUUUGAAUAUUUGUACUUGAAACAAAAUUCCUUAAGGAAUAAGGAGAUCAAGAAACUCUUAUAUAAAUUAUAUUAUAUAAAAAAUGCUGGCUUAAAUUAUACAGCAAUGAUGUUGGACUUUUGCAAAGACCAAAAUCCUGUUGAAGGCUUUGCAAAAGCCUUAGCACUAUCAUUAGGCAAAACCAUUUGCUGGGAUUUCAAUAUGGGCAAUAGUUUCAAAGAAAAAUAUUUUGAAAGCAUGCACCAACAUGAAGAAGAAGUUAGAAACCGUAACAAUGAUCUUGAAUUUUUACAUAAAGAGGUUUAUGAAGAAAUUGGUAAAUUAGUAGAUGAAAUUGUAGAUGAUUUGGAAGGAGUUGUUAUUAAGGAUUAUAAUUCUUCUACUGUUGAUGAAGAAAUUUCUUUUGAAAAAAUUGAAGAAGAAUUUUCUGAAGAAUUUGCAACAAACGAUUCAAUAGAAGCUUCUUUGGAAAGUCAACCAGCUUCAUUUGUGGAUGAUGCUUCGUUAAAAAAUCAACCAGACAAUGUCAGAACCGAUAGCACGGAUUCAACAGAUUCAAUACACUUUUUGCCUGUAGAAGUAAUUGAAACAAUCCUGAGUAAUUCAAUAUCUUGGCACUUGCUAGUGAAAGAUGAAAGUGAUUCGACAUUUUGCGAAAAAGCCGCAGAAAUUUACGAAAAAUGUAGGAAUCCGGAUUUCAAUAUGUCGGUAUUGUGCCACGAGUAUUUGAACAGUGAAAUUUUUCAGGAUUUGUUGAGUUUGACCAAAAAGUUUCGUGCUUUUGAUCCCAUUACGGUAGUGAAUGAUGUUUUAAAUGAGAAGUGAACAGCAAGUGUAUUUAUUUUACAUCAUAAUAAAU
Ceutorhynchus assimilis (cabbage seed weevil) is the source of this 3288-nucleotide messenger RNA. The record is from the annotation of a GenBank genome assembly. NCBI's taxonomy places the organism in Eukaryota, Metazoa, Arthropoda, Insecta, Coleoptera, Curculionidae.